AUGAGAAAUUUUGUCGAGAACAUGGCAUUAUGGGCUGAUAUAACAGAUCCUCAGCGGCAUUUUGAGACAGAAGUCUCCGUCCGAGCCUUCAAGGAGCCAGUCUUACGUUACGCUAUAUUCGCCUUUUCUUCCCGCCACAUGAACCGGAAAGACAACAGCGAUGCAACUGAGGCACUUCAGCAUCACAAUUGUUGCGUUCAGUUGCUGAUACCGGCGCUUUCCGGACCUCGCGAUAGUAUUACGGAGGACAUACUCGCUGCAGUGGCCAUUCUCCGCCAGCAUGAGGAGAUGGAUGGGGAGGACAACCUUUUCCACCUGACCGGUACAACCCAUAUUCUCAACACGGUAUCCACGUUUGGAUCCUCGGGUGGUCUGGGGGAGGCUGCAGCCUGGCUUUGUCUGCGCCAGGAUAUCUACAUCUCGCUGACCAACCAACAACCCCUGCGAACUAAUCUGCACAGUUUCCACCAUUCGGACGUAUUUCAAAGAACCGAUGACUUUGCAUGGUCGAGCCGAAUGGUCUUCCUACUCGCAAAAGUUGUCCAGAGCGCUUUUACCGACUCCGCCCUGGCACACGGCGUCCAGCAAGAGAUAGAGGAGUGGAAUUCUAACAAACCCGACACCUUUCAUCCCGUUCGAUCGGCUCCGCGAGGUCCAGAACUGGACCGGCGCUUCCCGACGAUUUGGAUGUUGCUACCCGUGCACGUCAUUGGCAUCCAAUACUAUCACAUUGCCAAGAUACUCUUGGCGCUCUCCGAGGCACCGCGGGCGCAUUCAGCCUAUGAGAGCUUGCGCCACUCUCGGCUAGUGGAGAAACAUGUUCGCCAUCACCUGCUCACGGUGCUGGGGCUGGCGCAGUCAAACAGUAAAGCCGAGAACACGUUGUUUACUGCACGACAUAGCCUAGUGGCAUGUGAGUUGUCGAUGAUCCCCCGGGUUUAG
This is a messenger RNA of Penicillium olsonii, 942 nucleotides long. The record is from the annotation of a GenBank genome assembly. NCBI's taxonomy places the organism in Eukaryota, Fungi, Ascomycota, Eurotiomycetes, Eurotiales, Aspergillaceae.